Molecule: messenger RNA, 3281 nt
Organism: Pipistrellus kuhlii (Kuhl's pipistrelle)
Lineage: Eukaryota; Metazoa; Chordata; Mammalia; Chiroptera; Vespertilionidae
Product: tyrosine-protein kinase TXK
Exons: 15
Coding region: 351-2006 (551 amino acids)
Biological process (GO): peptidyl-tyrosine autophosphorylation; adaptive immune response; T cell receptor signaling pathway
Molecular function (GO): non-membrane spanning protein tyrosine kinase activity; ATP binding; protein binding
Source: RefSeq, a predicted model, not a curated record
AACAUUCUAGACUGUGUGCUCCACAAUUUACAAUCUAAUCCUGCUGCCACUAAGCAUGUCCCUUCCCUUCUGCUUCCCUGUCCUGAGAGGGCAGUGUGAUCUGAUGACUUUUAAGGCCCCUUUUCUGCCCAAUGUUGUGAUUUCUUGCAAGUGCUGUUUGCUGGCGUCGCCCACACGGUUGGGAAUGAGAAGCGGGUGGCUGGCACCGCCCUCCCCGGAGAUCUGGGUGCAGAUUGUGGCACUUUCUCGGCCGCCAUUCACACGCGUCUGAGGUUUCAGAACAGGAAGAUAGGUGGGGUUAACCUUGCCCACGAGAAGCAUCUUGGCGGAGCUACGAUUUCAGUCGAAAGAUGUGUUUUGGUGACGGGAGCAGCGCCGGCGAGCUGCAGGCUGGGGUGUGCGCCGCGGGCCGAGGGGCAGCCAUGAUCCUCUCCACCUAUAAUACCAUCCAGUCGAUUUUCUGUUGCUGCUGUUGCUGUUCCGUGCAGAAGCGGCAAGUGAGAACACAAAUAAGCCUGAGCAAUGAUGAAGAACUCUCAGAAAAAUACAUCCAGCCUCGCAGGCAGUGGUUCAGUGAAUUGAGAAGUAAGAAGCAAUCCAGCAGGAGCCGUAUGCAACCAUCCAAACGCAAGCCGCUGCCUCCCCUCCCGCCCACUGAGGUUGCUGAAGAGAAGAUCCAUGUCAUGGCACUCUAUGACUUUCUGCCCAGAGAGCCCUGUGAUUUAGCAUUAAAGAGAGCAGAGGAAUACCUGAUCCUGGAGAAGUAUGAUACUCACUGGUGGAAGGCAAGAGACCGUUGGGGGAAUGAAGGCUUUAUUCCAAGCAACUACGUGGCUGAAAACAAGCUAACCAAUUUAGAAAUUUAUGAGUGGUACCAUAGAAACAUUACCAGAAAUCAGGCAGAACGUCUUUUGAGACAAGAGUCCAAAGAAGGUGCAUUUAUUGUCCGAGAUUCAAGACAUUUGGGAUCCUACACCAUUUCCGUGUUUACAAGAGACAGGAGAAGCAUGGAGCCCACCAUCAAACAUUACCAGAUUAAAAGGCAUGACUCAGGAACGUGGUACGUGGCUGAAAGACACCUCUUUCCGUCAAUCCCUGACUUGAUUUGGUAUCACCAGCACAACGCAGCUGGUCUCAUGUCCCGUCUCCGCUACCCAGUUGGGCUGAUGGGCAGCUGUUUGCCGGCCACCGCUGGUUUUAGCUAUGAAAAGUGGGAGAUAGAUCCUUCUGAGUUGGCUUUUGUAAAGGAGGUCGGAAGCGGUCAGUUCGGUGUGGUCCAUUUGGGUGAAUGGCGAGCACAUCUCCAGGUAGCUAUCAAGGCCAUCAACGAAGGCUCCAUGUCUGAGGAGGAUUUCAUUGAGGAGGCUAAAGUGAUGACGAAACUGUCCCACUCGAGGCUGGUUCAGCUCUACGGGGUAUGCAUCCAGCAGAAGCCCCUCUACAUCGUGACCGAGUUUAUGGAGAACGGCUGCCUGCUGAACUACCUCCGAGAGCGGAAAGGGAAGCUCAGGAAGGAGAUGCUGCUGAGCAUGUGCCAGGACAUAUGUGAAGGGAUGGAGUAUCUGGAGAGAAACUCCUUCAUUCACAGGGACUUAGCGGCAAGAAAUUGUUUGGUCAGUGCUACAAGUAUAGUAAAAAUUUCAGACUUCGGAAUGACAAGGUACGUUUUGGAUGAUGAAUACAUCAGUUCUUCUGGAGCCAAGUUCCCAGUCAAGUGGUCCCCUCCGGAAGUUUUCCAUUUCAACAAGUACAGCAGCAAAUCUGAUGUCUGGUCAUUUGGCGUUUUGAUGUGGGAAAUUUUCACAGAAGGGAGAAUGCCUUUUGAAAAUAAGUCAAAUUUGCAAGUUGUGGAAGCCAUUUCUAAAGGCUUCAGGCUGUACCGCCCUCGCCUGGCACCGAUGUCCGUCUAUGAAGUCAUGUACCGCUGCUGGCAUGAGAAACCUAAAGGCCGCCCUACGUUUGCUGAGCUGCUGCGGGUUCUCUCUGAGAUUGCAGAGACUUGGUGACUUGAGUGGAACGCCAACCCAGAAGAUCAUGUUGUAAAGUUGUCUGAAAAGGAAAUGCCGUGUGGGUCACUGAUGGUGAAUAACUUCUUUCAGAGCUGCUGCCUCUUGGAGACAUUAUCAAGAUCACAGGCAUCCCAAACUUUUUAUAACAUUUAAGAAUAUCCUGACAACAGAUUUCCUACGUGUUUGAGAGGGACUUCUAAACGCUUCAUUCUUCAUGUCCUAUUUAUGAAGAUGAGGAAAAUGCUCUAUCGCAUUUAUAAGAAUAGCCCUGAGGACCCCUGAGGGAACCUGGAAACAUGAUUCUUUAAGGGUGAAAGAAAUUUAUUUCCUGAAGAGGAUUGACGUUCUUUACUUCAAUCAGCAAUGCACAGGAGAUGAAAAUAAACUUUGCCAACGCAUGGACUAAAGGAGCUUCCCCUGCAGAAUCUCAUGCUUUUGAUCUACACAGGUCGUUAUAGACACUUACCUUCAUUGUACAAACCACAUGUCUGUGAGCAGUCUGGAACUGUCCUGCAGAGUCUUCCCUAUGUUAUUUAACAAGUUGUUUUUGCACAUAUCUGAUACUUUUGGAGACAGUUUCUUAUAUUCCAGUUUUAAACACUGUUGUAGGAGAUAACCCACAUUCUUCUUAGUACAGGUCCUGGUAACAUUUCCCUUCCCAGUAAUACCCAUUGUGGGGACUCUAGCCAGAGUACACGGGGUGUUAAAGGCCCAUUUGCCAUAUGCAUUCGAAAAGGCGAUGACUCAGCAGUAUCACUAUACGUACUUGUGCAGGCCCACCCUUAUAUAAGCUACUUAUGUUACUGUAGCACCGAUGUCACUAGUUGGCAUGAGGCCUCUUUUGUUUGAGUGAUUAUGGAAGGUGCCACUGACCAGGCAGUUGUCUGCUUUGUUCGCAAUAAAGCAUGACCCACUUCCCUAUGGCUGCUCAUGUCCUUUUCCAAUUCCUGGCAUCCAAAGAAAUCAAGUCCAUAGCAGAGGAACUUGGACACAGCAUCCAUUGUCAGGGGCAAUUCAGAGCCUGAAUUUUAAUUCCAAGAUUUCACACUUUGUCUUUGUGACAUCGAACAACGUAAGAAGUCUUAUUUUGGUCAUAAAAAGUACCUCCUGCACCUUACCAGAAGAUGACUUGGUUUUUCCACAAGAACAAGAGGGAGGCAAAAGUAAGACAACCAAUUGUUACAUCAGGCUCCUUGGUUUCUGAAGCCCAGGGUUUUGAAUUCAUGAUUAAGCAACCAGCAGUCAUGAGAUAAAAUCUUAAUUUCUCAUGCA